Molecule: messenger RNA, 1528 nt
Organism: Suricata suricatta (meerkat)
Lineage: Eukaryota; Metazoa; Chordata; Mammalia; Carnivora; Herpestidae
Gene: UBXN6
Product: UBX domain protein 6
Exons: 10
Coding region: 64-1506 (480 amino acids)
Cellular component (GO): cytoplasm
Molecular function (GO): protein binding
Source: RefSeq, a predicted model, not a curated record
UGGGCACUGCGCCCCCCCCCCCCCGCGCCCCGCGGCCCCCCUGCCGCUGGGCCCGCCGCCACCAUGAAGAAGUUCUUCCAGGAGAUCAAGGCUGACAUCAAGUUCAAGAGCGCGGGGCCUGGUCAGAAGCUCACGGACUCCGUGGGGGAGAGGGCCCCCAGAGAGAAACCCAACCAGACUGCGCUCCGGCAGCCCCGCCAGGGACCCACCGAUGAGGCCCAGAUGGCGGCCGCCGCGGCCCUGGCCCGGCUGGAGCAGAAGCAGCCCAGGGCCCGGGGCCCCACGUCGCAGGAGUCCAUCCGGAACCAGGUGAGAAAGGAACUUCGAGCGGAAGCCACUGUCAGCGGGAGCCCGGAGGCCCCAGGGACCAACACGGUGCCCAAGCCCGAGGCGGGGGGCUCGCCCCACCUGGCCGUGCCCACCGUGUGCUUCACCUGCCCGCUCACGGGGGCCACGCUCAGGAAGGACCAGCGGGACGCCCACAUCAAGGAAGCCAUUCUCUCGGUGAGUGGCAGUCCUGUGACCCCCCCCACCCCCCGAGGUUCUGGUGCCAGUGCCGCGCCGGGAAGGCUGGGCGGCACCGAUCCUUGUGUGAGCGGCCUCGUGGUGGCUGCUCCGAGCCGUGGGCCCGAGGACACGUGCCCCGGCCCUGCCGCACCCCUAUCGCUUUGUGGGACGGUGCUCCGGGCUCACCGCCCCCUCGCCGCCCCCACCAGGUAUCUGGACAACAUCUGCCUGCACCCCGAGGAGGAGAAGUACCGGAAGAUCAAGCUGCAGAACCGGGUGUUUCAGGAGCGAAUUAACUGUCUGGAAGGGACGCAGGAGUUUUUUGAGGCCAUCGGCUUCCAGAAGGCACUGCUUCCGGUUCCAGAUCAGGAGGGCCCCGAGGAGUUCUACGUGAUGAGCGAGGCGGCCCUGGCGCAGCCCCAGAGCCUGCAGAGGCACAAGGAGCAGCUGCUGGCGGCCGAGCCCGUGCGGGCGACGCUGGCCCGCCAGCGCCGCGUCUUCCAGCCCUCGCCCCUGGCCUCCCAGUUUGACCUGCCCGCGGACUUCUUCAACCUCACGGCGGAGGAGAUCAAGCGGGAGCAGAAGCUCCGGGCCGAGGCCGUGGAGCGGCUGAGUGUGCUGCGCACCAAGGCCAUGCGGGAGCGAGAGGGGCAGAGAGAGCUGCGCAGACACCCGUAUACGCUGCUGCGCGUGCGCCUCCCCGACGGCUGCCUCCUCCAGGGCACCUUCUACGCCCGGGAGCGGGUGGCCGCGCUGUACGCCUUCGUCCGGGAGGCCUUGGCGAGCGACUGGCUGCCGUUUGAGCUGCUGGCCUCGGGCGGGCAGAAGCUGUCGGAGGAGGAGAGCCCGGCCUUCAACGAGUGUGGGCUGGUGCCCUCUGCCCUCCUGACCUUCUCAUGGGACGCGGCCGUGCUGGAGGACGUCAAGGCUGCGGGCGCCGAACCGGACUCCUCUAUUCUGAAGCCUGAACUCCUGGCAGCCAUCGAGAAGCUCUCGUGAAAUAAAAUGAGGCUUGGCUUUA